CUAUACUUCCGGUUCCAAGGAGGCAAAUUUCACAAAUUAUGAUUGCUGUUGCACAGUACUAAGUAGUGUUCGAAAUGUCUCUUAUGACGCCGGGAAAUUACCAGUUUAGCAAGAAAACAGCCUCAAGAAUUCUAAAUUUUGUAUUAUUUCUGAUAGUUGCACUAGCCUGGACUUAUGUGAUCCUUGCCGGGCGCCAUGCAUCGAUUCAGUACUUGAGACAGUUGAGGUAAAAUGUGAACAAGCACACACGAAGCAUGGAUGUGAUUAAUGAGAGCAAGUCCAUGCUCAGUAACUUUGAGGUUCUGAGUUUGCUUACAGACAUUCAAACUGGCAAAGGACAGCGUAAGCCCAACAAACACCAGCAGAAUCUGGCAACAAUAACAUACGAAGCAGUGAAAUAUUUAGAAGGGACCCCAUGUAAACUUCAAGAUGCUGAAAGUAUUCAGAAGUUCAUGGAUGCCAUUAAGCCCUAUAAGUUAACAAGGGCUGAAAAGCUUCAGUUGCUCAAUCACCGUCCAUCAACAGCCGUCGAGAUUCAGAUUAUGAUAGAAGAAAGUGAGGAGAGGUUAACAGAGGACCAGAUUUAUGAAUUGUUAGACCUUCUUGCUAAAUAUCUGCCGACUGAUAAAGAGGAAGAAAUGGAGCAAGAUGAAGAAGAUGGGGAUGGAGAAAUGGAGGAAGAAGAAGAAAGUUAGCAGUGGGAGGAUCUAGGUGGGGAAAAGACAGUUUUACAGAGUUUGAAAUUGAGACUGAAAGUGAUAAUGACCUUGUCAUAACUGUAACAUUGAAAGCUGAACGUGUAGAGAUUUAAACACCAGAGCAUUAAAUCAUCAGGACAGCAAGACCAACUUUAAUUUAGAAAUCUGCUCUUAACAUUACUGGUGUACAUGACUUACACAGUAUCUAUGAAGCAUGAAUAAUUAUCUUACAAAAUCUAAAUUUAUCAAUUGUAAGGAAAUACAGCUGUCGUCUUGAAGGGUUAAUUAAGGUCUAGUGUGGAUAUUAUCAUGAUUAUAAUGGUUGAAAUAGCUGUAUUUAUUACAUUUUCCAUCAGUAACGUUCAAAUUCAAGCCUCAUCCUAGAACAGUCUGGGAUGUUAUUUCUUGAUGUUUAACAAUUAGUAGCUUAAUAAAGAAUGUUUUUGGAGACAGUAGUUUCUGUAUGAAAUUUGUAACCAUGGUAAAUAUUAGUGUUAUUUUCUACUUUCACAAUACAUGAUUAUAUCAUCAUUAUCAUGAAAAUGAAAAUUUUUACAAUUGACUUGUACAUACUGGAGUGCUACCUAAAUAUUAAUGUUAGGUUUUAAGACUUUGUCAUGUUAUUUAGAAAGUGUUAUGAGUUUUGAGAAAAACUGUACAUGUUACAUAUAUAUACAUACAUUCUGUCAUCAUCAGGCUUCAUUCUCAUUCAAGGGCUAGAAAACCACAAUACAUUCUUAAUUACAAAACAAAUUUGUAUAUUUCUGCAAUUACCUCGACUGUUAAGCAGGGCUGGUCACAGAGAGUCCAAAUUCAGUCCCAUAUGAAUCUUUUAUUCCAUCACAAUAUUUCUCUGCAUGAAGAUGUGACAUACAUUCUCGAUUGGAGGAUUUGUCAGGUUGAGAUUUAUAAAUUCCCACAGUGAGUCAGGCUUUCAAACAAGUGUAUCUAAUUUCUGUAUCUUUAAUUGCUAGUUCCAAAUAUUGAUAAUGCAUGUUUUGUUCAGAUGGGAGGUGAGGGUUCUCGCAAUGUUCACUUCACCAGACAAGAUCUUUUAUGGAGGGAUACUCAGCUGUUCAGUAUUGAUCACUAUAAGAUCUACAGCUUAUUAUUAUUCAAACUGAAUUUCCAAGGUUUGCUUGUAUCAAAUUUAAUGUUUUGUUUUAUUGAUUUUUUCCUUGUCAAAAUGCCUAGAAUUGGGUGCCAAAGUUAGAGAAAUAUACAUAGAAAAUGAGAUUUUUUCCCAAUGAAAUCUCUUGGAAAUAGAAAUUUGUUGUUUACAAACGGAAUGAAUAUUCAGUGUUCAGGAAACUCCACUAGGACACUUAAACUUUCCAUUCUUGGUAACAACAAUUUAAACUGUUCAGUCACUUAGUAAGCCUUAAUCAUUCCUGCCAGAUUGAAUUUGUGAGACUGGAACCUGUCAGAAUGUUUUGAUUUUUAAGAUGAACAGGAAGCAUGAACAAGCAUUAAGCUUUAAUGUUAUUUAAUAAGAGGCAUGAUUGUUAAACCAGACUUAGGGUAAUUUGAUUGUAGCUGCAACUGCAGCCUGACAAUUUCCAUGUCAUGCUUGUUACAUUGCCCAUUGUUUCCCUGUUCACUGAUUUGUAUUAGCAUUAAAUGCAUAAAUUUG
This is a messenger RNA of Haliotis rubra (blacklip abalone), 2331 nucleotides long. Its product is annotated as DNA-directed RNA polymerase III subunit RPC9-like. Gene Ontology annotation, biological process: transcription initiation at RNA polymerase III promoter. The record is from RefSeq and is a predicted model, not a curated record. The coding region runs from base 255 to 695 and encodes 146 amino acids. Gene Ontology annotation, cellular component: RNA polymerase III complex. The transcript has 2 exons. Lineage: Eukaryota; Metazoa; Mollusca; Gastropoda; Lepetellida; Haliotidae. Gene Ontology annotation, molecular function: nucleotide binding.